Molecule: messenger RNA, 3376 nt
Organism: Clarias gariepinus (North African catfish)
Lineage: Eukaryota; Metazoa; Chordata; Actinopteri; Siluriformes; Clariidae
Gene: ada
Product: adenosine deaminase
Exons: 11
Coding region: 82-1179 (365 amino acids)
Biological process (GO): purine ribonucleoside monophosphate biosynthetic process; hypoxanthine salvage; adenosine catabolic process
Cellular component (GO): cytosol; external side of plasma membrane
Molecular function (GO): adenosine deaminase activity
Source: RefSeq, a predicted model, not a curated record
GUGCAAUUGAGCAACUCAGCAACUUCGUUUCAGUUUCUUCAACACUCAGUACAGUUAGUUUGGUGUGUUUAAGUGAGAAGCAUGGCGGAGACCAGUGUAAACACAGCCAAAGUCACGUUUGACAAACCUAAGGUUGAACUGCACGUGCAUCUUGAUGGUGCCAUCCGGAUCGAGACCGUACUUGAUGUGGCCAAGAGGCGAGGUAUCAAACUCCCUGCACCUACACUGCCUGGGAUGACCAGCCUGUGCACAAUGGCUAAGCCGGGAAGUCUCACUGAAUUUUUGGACAAGUUCAAUCAGUACAUGCAUGUCAUUGCGGGGGACAAAGAGGCUAUUAAGAGAAUCGCCUAUGAGUUUGUGGAGACCAAAGCUAAAGAGGGAGUGAUUUACGUGGAGGUGAGGUACAGUCCACAUCUUAUGGCCAACUGCAACGUGGAGCCAAUCGGAUGGGACCAGGAAGAAGGUGACGUGACCCCAGAUGAUGUGGUGCGUCUUGUGAAUGAGGGCCUGAAGGAGGGAGAGAACAAAUUCAAGAUCAAAGCCAGGUCCAUUUUGUGCUGCAUGCGGCACAUGCCAAACUGGUCCAUGGAAGUGGCGGAGUUGUGUAAGAAGUAUCGGAACGAUGGCGUAGUAGCCAUAGAUUUAGCAGGAGAUGAGUCUCUAAACUGUUUAGCCUGUCCUGGCCACCGCAAAGCCUAUGAGGAAGCAGAGAAAUGUGGCAUCCACAGAACAGUGCAUGCAGGAGAGGCUGGCCCUCCAUCUGUUGUGAGAGAGGCGGUCGAGGUGCUGAAAGCCGAGCGGAUCGGACAUGGUUAUCAUACAGUCGACGACGAAGUUCUGUACAAACAGCUGCUUAAACAGAACAUGCACUUUGAGACAUGUCCAAUCUCCAGUAUAAUGACAGGAGCUUGUGAUCCAGACUUCACUAAGCAUCCACUCAUCAGGUUCAAAGAAGACAAAGCAAACUACUCUUUGAACACUGAUGAUCCUAUAAUUUUGAAAAACACACUGGAUGAUGACUACCGGGUUGCGAAGCAGUUCAUGGGCUUUACUGAGGAAGAGUUUAUGCAGCUGAACAUAAAUGCAGCCAAGUCAUGCUUCUUGCCCGAAAAGGAGAAGAAGGACUUACUGAAUCAGCUCUAUGAGGCGUACGGCAUGAUCAAUGACGCCAGCUUCUAGUCACAGAUCAGCUAACCCCCAAGCGGACCGAGCCUUUCCAGGACAACCCCACAGGAACUCAAUCUCAUAACUAAGCUCCCUAACUAACAGAGAGCAUUCCCUUCUUCUUUGUUUACCAUACAGUAAUUAAAUAGCAUAUAUUUUAGUAAGUAGCAUAUUUUAAUAAAAUCUUUUGCAUACUGACAUGUGAAGGAAACACCUCAGGUAACGAACCUAAACACAUGUAAAACACAGUGAAUAUUAACUAUAUAAAGCAAUGAAACACGAAUCCUUGUGGCUGCAGUGCAGACACCUUUACAGCCCAUUACAGCUCUUUACCAGGUCAGAACAUGACCAUAAAUCUCUCAUAGUGCAAAAUAAAUAUAAAAUCAAAAGCUGGAAUUAAAAUCUAGAGAUUUUUUAAAUGUAAAAAGAAAAAAAAAUGUUUAGGAAUUAUUGGCACCCUUCAUAAAGCUUAUGUUGAUGGUGCAUCAGUGAUGUUUGAGGGAUGUUUGGUGAAACCAGAGAUAAAAUUGCAGUAUUUUAAAAAGAAUGUACCCUUAGCUUAAAAUAUACUGCAUUCUUUUUGUAUUUUUUUUUAAAAUACAUUCUUUUUUUUUAUAUAAAGGGUGCCAACAUUUUUAGAGGGUAGUUUACGCCAUUACAUGUGAUUAACCUGUUGUAGUUAAUAAUAAUAAUACUAAUACAUUUUAGAAAUUUUGAAUGAUAACAUUUCUUAAUGUUCUUAUAAAAAACAAAUUAGAUAUUUGUUCUGUAUUUGCUCUUUUCUAAUAUUGUUAAUGUUUGUAAAUCUGUUUUAACACAACACACGCACAUUUUACCAAUAUGACUAAAGAUAUGUGUUUUGAAAUACGUGUUUAUAAUAUUUCGAGUACAUUAAUAAAUCAGACAGUGUGUGGGCCGGUCCUUGUUCACAACAGUGUUGGUGUGUGUUGCAUAAAGAGCUGCAUUAUUGCACUAAAUAGGAUUUGGCCCUCAGUUUUUCUAUCUCUUGAUCUUGAUCUAGAUAUAUAAGGGGCGUUUAAGUGAAACCUAGGUUAGUGAUGGCGUUUCUCCUUACAGAACAGUGAUGAGAUUUAGCUGCAGUUAAACCCAUGAAUGGUGCAAACAUUUUAAAGAAGGAUGUACAAAAAUAAUUAAUGAUCUGCACCACAAAUGCAGAAAGAUUUCUACGAGGUGGCUCAGAGCACACUGGAGUCGUUCCCGUGAGUUAAGUGCAUAAUCCUUGAUAAUCCACCUUGUCACCAAACAAAAGAGAUGCAUCUGUCUGUGGGAACUGUGCACACAAUCAUUCACCAACACCACUUGCACACACAUUACAAUUGGCAAAUAUUGCCACAUCCACUGUACAGUCCUGACCUCACUCCAAGCCAGUUCCACAUCUUUUGCGCAUUAAAGGAGUUCCUGUGAGGCCAGCGUUUCAGAUGAGAUGCAGGCAGUCUGAACAUGGCUCUGGCUUACUGAGAAAUCUUUCUACAUUUGUGGUAUCCAAGCACAAAUAAUGCUCUGCUAUACUAAUAAGUGUAUUAGGAUAGCAAAGCAUUAUAUAUAGAAAUAAAGGGAGUUUUCACUGUGUCCUUUCUAUUCCGCACAAUCAAAAAUCCUGGUUUGACUUGAACGUCCCUUGUAGAAUUGCUGUAAUUAGCAUUUGUGAAUAAUUGAUAAGGAUUAAUACAGGACAUGCAUUUUUUACAAUAUGCCUGUUUUUUUCCUGCAAGAGCUUAUUUUACCAGGGAUUACUUUAUCAACUGACUUUUCAUAAAAAAGGUUUCAGACCAAUUAAAUGUGACAUUAAGCCAUUUUGUCAGGAGACACUUGACACUGAGUCAGAGUAAUACACAGUUUUGCAAUGUGUGGGGUGAUUAACAAUGUUUCAUUAAAUUCACUUGAUUUACUCUUUUUGCUAUUAACAUGUGUUACAUAUUAAGAUUCCUUAAACCAUGUUAUCAGGAUUAGAUUUAUGUAUUUCUUAUAUCUAUAUAUAAUAAUAUAAUCCUGCAUUUAUUCUUAUGAAACACCUUUUGUCUGCUUCUUGUGCAGUCAUAUCAGGGGGCUGUCAAACUUUUGCUAUCACCGAACUCUUUAACCUGCAAUCUCUACCGUGAAUACCCUUAGUAAAAUUUAUUUCAGUAAUAUUUUGUACAGUAAUUUCUAUUUGAAAGAAAUAGAGCCUUCCAUUUCUUAUCUUAAAAAUUAA